AACAUUAAUUGUCAUUGAAUGUACUAUUUUAUUCCAUUUUAAAUCUUUCUUUGAUGUGUCUUUCUUUAAUGUUAACUUUUCUUGCAUCUGUCUUUGUGUUUUGAAGGAGACUGUUUUGCAUCUUUUUGAGACACUGAACUCUCCAACACAGAGGAAGAAAUAAAAAAUGUCUUUGUCUUCUGUCUCUUUAAAUCGUCUCUCUUGCACUGUGUUUACCUUUGCAUAAACCACAAGUUACAGUAGGCCUUCUUCUUCACUUGAAGUUCAAUCUACUGGAUUCUGCAUGUAAAUGAUGUAAAGAGGAAGGAAGUUGGAUGUAUUUUUAACAGCUUGAAUUCUGUCCUUUGCUUCCAGUUUCUUUCUGUAUUGCAGGUUGAAGUGUUUGUGAUGUGACUGAUUUACUUCUUAUCUGCAGAUUUGUUUCACUGUGUUUGAAGUCACACAGAGAUGAGAGGAGCAGCUCAGAGCUUAACCGCAGCAGCGAGUGGAUUUGUCGUCGUCGUCCUUCUCGCUGUGCCAGUGGUACAGGGUCAGGAUGACUGGGGAGUGACUUACUUUUCUACUCAGAUCUGCGCCCUUGAAGGAUCAACGGUGGAAAUAAACAGUUUCUUCAGCUACCCAUCCACAAUCAAAGAGGUUUCUACUACAGUUCAGGACACAUUCUGGUUUAGGAAAGAGAUAGAUGGGGUUUAUUCAGAUCUGAGAAGAGUCCCAGAGUAUUCACAUCGUGCGACGUAUCACUGUAACAACAGGAAGUGCACUCUGACAAUAGAAAACCUGAUGAAGAGCGACUCAGGUGUGUACAAGUUCAGGUUCAUAACAAACCAACAAGGUGGGAAAUAUACUGGUGAACCUGGAGUCACUUUGUCUGUCACAGACCUUCAGAUCCAGGUGAAUGUCAUUCAGGAUUCUACCAGCACAGGGUUGAAUUGUCACAGCAGUUGUCAUCUACCUGGUGAUUCUUCCUACAUCUGGUACAAGAAUGAACGAGAAGUUCACAAUGAACAAGGAAAAUAUUUUGAUCCAAACACAUUUGGUCCUGAAGACAACUAUCGCUGUGCUGUAAAAGGACGUGGGGAUUUCCGUUCUCCUCCAGUGUAUCCUCCAAAGUUUCUCUCUGUGUCAGUGAGUCCCUCUGGUGAGAUAGUGGAGGGCAGUUCAGUGACUCUGACCUGUAGCAGUGAUGCUAACCCAGAAGCUAAAUACACCUGGUACAAGGAGAACCAAACACUGUUUCAAGGACCAGAAGGAGUUUAUCAUUUCACUUCCAUCAACUCUGAGGACAGCGGGACCUACUACUGCAAAUGUGAGAAUCACUAUGGACAGAUCAACUCUUCAGCUUUACAUGUAGAUGUCCAGUAUGCUCCAAAGCUUCUCCCUGUGUCAGUGAGUCCCUCUGGUGAGAUAGUGGAGGGCAGUUCAGUGAAUCUGACCUGUAGCUGUGAUGCUAACCCAGCAGCUAAUUACACCUGGUACAAGGAGAACCAAACACUGUUUCAAGGACCAGAAGGAGUUUAUCAUUUCACUUCCAUCAACUCUGAGGACAGCGGGACCUACUACUGCAAAUGUGAGAAUCACUAUGGACAGAUCAACUCUUCAGCUUUACAUGUAGAUGUCCAGUAUGCUCCAAAGCUUCUCUCUGUGUCAGUGAGUCCCUCUGGUGAGAUAGUGGAGGGCAGUUCAGUGAAUCUGACCUGUAGCAGUGAUGCUAACCCAGCAGCUAAUUACACCUGGUACAAGGAGAACCAAAAACUGUUUCAAGGACCAGAAGGAGUUUAUCAUUUCACUUCCAUCAACUCUGAGGACAGAGGGACCUACUACUGCAAGUCUGAGAAUCACUAUGGACAGAUCAACUCUUCAGCUUUACAUGUAGAUGUCCAGUAUGCUCCAAAGCUUCUCCCUGUGUCAGUGAGUCCCUCUGGUGAGAUAGUGGAGGGCAGUUCAGUGAAUCUGACCUGUAGCUGUGAUGCUAACCCAGCAGCUAAUUACACCUGGUACAAGGAGAAUGAAGACUCACCAAAAGCUUCAGGACAGAUCUUCACCAUCACUGACCUCAGACCUGAACACAGUGGGAAUUAUUACUGUGAAGCCCAGAACACAAGAGGACGUCGUAACUCCACCUUAACUCUGACUGUUGUGGAGGAUCCUCCAAAGUUUCUCUCUGUGUCAGUGAGUCCCUCUGGUGAGAUAGUGGAGGGCAGUUCAGUGACUCUGACCUGUAGCAGUGAUGCUAACCCAGCAGCUAAUUACACCUGGUACAAGGAGAACCAAAAACUGUUUCAAGGACCAGAAGGAGUUUAUCAUUUCACUUCCAUCAACUCUGAGGACAGAGGGACCUACUACUGCAAGUCUGAGAAUCACUAUGGACAGAUCAACUCUUCAGCUCUACAUGUAGAUGUCCAGUAUGCUCCAAAGCUUCUCUCUGUGUCAGUGAGUCCCUCUGGUGAGAUAGUGGAGGGCAGUUCAGUGAAUCUGACCUGUAGCAGUGAUGCUAACCCAGCAGCUAAUUACACCUGGUACAAGGAGAAUGAAGACUCACCAAAAGCUUCAGGACAGAUCUUCACCAUCACUGACCUCAGACCUGAACACAGUGGGAAUUAUUACUGUGAAGCCCAGAACACAAGAGGACGUCGUAACUCCACCUUAACUCUGACUGUUGUGGAGGUUUUCCCUAAAGCUUUGAAAUCAGCAGUCAUUGGGACAACUUCUGCUGUUUUCCUCGCUGUCAUUCUCCUCUCUGCCUUCCUACUGAUAAGAGCAAAGAGAACGUCCAAGCAAUCGUCUGAGCCUGGAGAGAGACCUGACUACAGUGACCAGUAUCACUCCAAUCAGUCGGAGGAACAGGUAGAACUUCACUACGCCAGUGUCCGCUUCUUGAAGAACCAGACAGAUCCUGUCUACUCCAACAUCAAUCCAGCUGGACCCCGCAGACACGAGGAGACGGAGGACGAGGACGAGGACGAGGAUGGUGUUCAUUACGCUGUUGUCAAAUUUAACAGUUCUGCCCUGAGAACCAUAAGUCAGGAAACUGAGGAAGAUCCAGCUGCACUGUACAGUACAGUCAACAAAACCGUCUGACUCUUAGAGCAAUGUCUGCCAGUCCAUCAGUCGUUCCACCACUGUUGGACUGAAAUAUCUCCACAACCACUGGAUGGAUUGUCAUAACACUUUGUACAGCCAGUCACAGUCUCCAGAGGAUAAAACCUUCUGACUUC
Molecule: messenger RNA, 3215 nt
Organism: Seriola aureovittata
Lineage: Eukaryota; Metazoa; Chordata; Actinopteri; Carangiformes; Carangidae
Product: B-cell receptor CD22-like
Exons: 13
Coding region: 448-3078 (876 amino acids)
Source: RefSeq, a predicted model, not a curated record